GUUGAACUUUAACCAAUGCAACCAACAUAACCAAUAAUUUGAUUCGUUAGUAUAAUUUGAUUGUAUACUCUUUAUAUUAACUGUAAUUUUCUAUAAUUUGGAUGAUUGUAAUACAGAAUAUCCGAUAUUUUUUAAUAGAUAUUAGAAAUGACUUAUAUAAAUAGAAAAAUUAACUUACGGAAAAUUAAAACAGAUGCAAUAUUGUAACAGACGGAUUGUUAACCAAAAAAAAACAUACGAUAAAAAUAUCAGUAAGCUAUCCAAUAUUAUUCUCAGCAUAUAUUAUUCGAUCAGGAAUUGAAGAUAAAUUACACGAUAGAAGUGUCUUAAUUGUUAUUUCAAUAUAUAUUAUAUUAAUAAUAUACAUAACGUGACAUAUAUGUACAGUAGCUAAUAAUGAAGAACAUUAACCCACGUGUUCAUGGUUAUUGACGAGAUAAUACUAACAGAUGAAUGAAAUUCAUUAAAAGAAUCUUCUUAUUAUCGGUAUUAUUAAUAGGAACCGAAUAAAACAUUUAACAUGGCGAAUUUCGACGAAGUGAAGAAAAUAAUAUUAGCCUUAUUAAUUUCCCGAAAAGAACCUACUUCUUUAAGCAUGCUAGUAAAAGAUUAUUUUGAACAAGAAGGUAAAUCUAUACCGUGGAAAGAGUUAGGGCAUGCUUCAUUAUUAAAUUAUUUGAAAAGUAUGUCAAAUUGUAUAUCUUUAGAGAAAAAUGAUGGUAUAUAUUAUGCUCGUGGUAUUGCAUCUAAUAAAUCUAAACAUAUUAGUUCGUUGGUAGCAAGACAAAAAACAAAGUUAAAAAUUCGAUCUCACGUACGUAAAUACAAAUCCAGCCAAUAUUAUCCAAUUAAAUCAAUACCGAGGAUUCACAUACCUGAUAAUAUAUUGAGUGAUUUAAUAUUGAUUAUUAAACAAAGUCCAAAUGGUAUUAAUAAAGAUUAUGCUUUAAAAUGGCUUCAUAAUAAAUUACCAGACUUAAACUUGUCUAUAACAAGUCUUGAAGAGAUAGUAAAGGAUAUGCCACAUAAGAUACAUAUAGAUGGACAUAGAAUCUUUUCAUUUCAAAAUGAAAAGAAAUCUGAUCAAUGUUGGUUUUCAAAAAAUUUGCCAAUGGUAGAAAAUGAAAAUCUACAGUCUAAAGAUUCUGUGAAAUUAAAAUAUUUUGUUAGUGGGGAUACCGAAUCUGAGAAAGAAUCAGAUGAUGAUGUAGCAAAGAAAAAUCGGAUGAUGAAUAGCACAGAUAAUAAAAACCAAAUUUCUAACAAGAAGCAAUCUACUUCUACAUUCAUACAAAAGACUGUAUCUAAAUGUCAUAAAACAGAUGAUCAUAUGCAACAUUAUAGUUCGGAAAGUAAUACUGUUUUAGAUAAUUCUUUACAAAAAUUACAUAACGAGAAUAUUAUACUCUUUGAUAAGAAACAUAUAAGAUUAUUUAUAAGUGAUAGAAAAAUAUAUCAACUAGAAAAACUUAUUGAAAAAUAUCCAAACGGUAUUUGGUGUGCAGAUCUUCCUAAAAAGUAUCAAGAAGAAUAUAAUGUACCUUUGAAUUAUAACGAUCUAGGUUUCAAUAGUGUACGAGAAUUUGCAUCGUAUUUGCCAGGAAUCUUUCAAUGUAGAAAACUUCCACAAUCAGAGGAUUUUAUUCUCUAUGAUGCUAAAGCGGAAUUGACCGAUAUCAAUAAAACAACACUUCCAAAUAAAAUUGGACCAUAUACUCAAUCGUAUUUAAUGGAAGAUGAAACAGAUGCUUUGCCUGUCGUAUUAUCAAAUGAUACAUCUAACAAACUAAUCCCAGAAGACGUAAUGGCUCUAGGAGAAUCUGUAGGACAAAUAUAUGUAAAAGAUAUACAAAAUAGACCACAGCAAUACGUAGAAGUUAUGGUUAUAGAAGUAUUUAUGCCAUCGUUAUUUUGGGUAAAUCUUCGUAAGGAACAAAAACAUUUACAUAAACUGAUGGAUGCUCUUCAUAUUUUUUACGAAGAAAACUUCUUAAAUUAUAAAAUUCCUAUUGCUGUGCUUGAAAUAGGUUUAAAUUGUGCAUGCAAAUAUAAUAAUAGUUGGCAUAGAGGGAUAAUAAAAUCUGUCAGAUAUGAUUUACACGCAACUAUAAUGUUUUAUGAUUAUGGAACGUUGAAAACUUAUCCGCCUGAGGAAUUAUUCUAUUUACAUCGAGCAUUUUCGUAUUUACCAGCUCAAGCAAUACCAUGUGGCUUGUACAAUGUUAAACCAUUUGUUGGAGAUAAAUGGUCAAGGGAUGUUACGGAAAAAUUUGCUUCUAAAGUUUUACUGGAACCUCUUAUUGCAACUAUAGUAUCAACUGAUCCAGAGAAUAAUUCUAUGCUGGUAACUUUGGUUAAUACAAAAACAGAAGAGGAUGUACAUAUUAAUGAUUGGAUGGUUCAUCAAAAUCUGGCAGUAUAUGGAAAAAUGGGUGAUGUAAUUGACAUGAGUAAUUUAAUGUCAUUUGUGGAGGAAAAUUUACUUUAUGAUCUAGACAACAAAUGUUAUGAAAAGGAUUAUUAUAUUCCUAAUGAAGAGAAUGAUAAAACUUGUGAAAAAUAUUUAAAAAACACUCCUUUGAUAUCACCUCAGAGCACAUUACCUAAACAAUCAUCCAAUAUAUUAUUUCGUUCAUCAUUCUGUGAUGAUUUUACUAAAUUAGCGCAAAAGAAUUCAGAUUAUAAUCCAUUUUUAAACGUACAUAAUGAUGAAUGCAAUAAUUGGGAAGAUGAACAAGCAGGCAAAAAAAUUUCAACUAACAAUCCUUUCUUUGAAUCCAUAAAUAAGCAAACAGAGUUUAUUAAUACUUUGUCACCAGAAAUGUUUAUGCAAAUUUUGAAGACAAAUGAAAAAAUUCAAAAGCAAAUAUUAUUCAUAUUUUCUUCUCUUAUUGUAAAAUUGGACUCAGCAUUUAUUGAAAAUAAUUAUCAUUCACCAGAAAGCGAAUUAAAGAAAAGUUACGAAGAACGUUUGCUUCAUGCUUCUGAAUUUUUGGAAAAUAUUAUUUUAAAAGAAGAUAUAUCAACUUUAUUAAAAUCAAAACCAACAAACUAUUUUAAUAAUACUAACACUGGUUUUCAAUCUGAUCAAAGUAAUGGAAUGUUUAUGUCUUUAUUUGCAAAUAAUAAUAAUUAUGUUGCUAAUGGAAAGUCAGAAAUCAAUAAUUAUAACGCAAACAAAGUACAAUACGAACCGUUCGAACAAAUAAAUGACACGAAUAAUAUUGUUAUAAAUUCGAAACCAGAAGUUUCAUAUAUCCAAUCUAUUUGUACGGAUAAUGAUAAUAGCGCUAUUAUAAAUUCAUGUCAAGAAAAAUCAGCUAUGACUGAAUUAAAAACCAAAACGGCUGCUUUCCCAUAUCAAAAUGAUUUUAAAGAUAUAAACAAAAAUCAAUCUAAUAUAUCUAAUUCAAUAUUGAAAAGAGAAAUAAUAUAUAAUGAAUGUAAUGAAACCAAUCCAUUUAAAAUCAUAUUAAAAUUGAAAGAGUGCAAAGACUUAAAUGCAGUUCAAGUAGAAGAUAAUAAGCUUGAUUUCGAGAAAUAUUAUUUAUCAGACUGUACUAAUUUCGAUCAAAAUCGUAUUGAAAUGAACAAUACACAUGAUCAUGAAUCAACAAAACAAUAUAACGAUUAUAUGUCAGAAUUUCUAUCGACAGACAACAACAGACAAUAUGCAACAUCUAAUAUGAAUCUUGGCACAUCAUUAUUUUCAGAAAAUGAUUAUUUUCAGUCCUUUAACACUUAUUCUACAUCAUUUGGGAAUAAUGAAACAGAAGAAUUAAUUAAUUCAACAGUUUUAUCGUCAUUAAAUAACUUAUUGAUAUCAGACGAAUUCAGGUUUGAUAGACAAAAUUUUAGCCCUAAUUCCGAAGUAUGCUUCAAUAUGUCAAAUAAAGGAUGUAUUAAGGAAUUAAAAGUUAAUAGUUCACAAGAAUCAGUAAAUAUUCCUGGAAGAACUUUACUCGAAGAUGUGGAGAAGCCUAUAUUAUCUCAAGUAAAUGUUCCAAAUGAAUCACAUAUAAAUCAACAGCACCAAACUACUGUAGUUUGUCCGAAUAAUUAUGAAAAAGCAAUUACAAAUUUUGAUUCACAGUAUACAGAUACAGUAUACUAUAGAGAACACACAAAUAAUGACGAAAGGAAUGUUAAUCAUGUUAUAGAAAAUAAUAUAGAUUUUCAGAAUUACAAUGGAACAUUUCCAACUAAUUCAAAUAUCAUCGAUAUCAAUCAUCGAGAACAGGAUGUAGAAAAUGAACAUGAUAACCAGAAUACAUAUUUUAUAAAGACAUUGACCAAAGAGAAAAUAAAUGUUCCUUGGAACGAAUCUUUAGUAAGAACUGAUAAAGGAUUGACAAGACUUUAUUUUCGAAUAACAGAAUUAAACAAAAAGAAAUUCUGCAUAUUUCAUUUGGAAAAUCAAGGAUGGAUACGUGUUAAUGAUUUUGUGGAAGAAUUUACUAAUUAUAAAACAGUUUCAGAAUUUUACGAACAGUUACAGCAUGACCAUCUUUCUAUUGCUUAUUUUAAGAAAAUUAAAAGAUUAGAAAAUUUAACUCCAUUUUUUCAAUACGAUGAGAUCUUUUUAAAUGUGUUUGGAGAUAAGAUGAACAAGAAUGUUGAUAUUCAACUGAUAUCAUUAAUUUCUAUUUUAAAAAUAUUAUUAAAACUUAGAAUAAUUACGUACGAAGAUAUAAAUGACGUUAAGGAAAAUGGUACAAACUUUACAGGAAAUACAAUUGUUUAUAAAGCAUGGAUUUUAAUUGCAUGUUAUGGAAAAUUAAAACCUUUCAUACCAGAAAUGUUAUAGUAAACAUUAUGUAAAACAAAUGUAAUUUAUGUAAGAUAUAAAUUAUUUUAUAAUCUGUUGUACUUAGAGUUUAUCUUCUUGUUAAGAAAGAGUCUAUAGAUAUAUUUUUUUAUUACAACUAGUAUAUAGAAAACAUAAGUAUCAUGUAUUAGAAAGUAUAAUAUAAAGAGUUAUAUUAUUAAUACAGAACUACAUAUAUUUAUUAUACUAAACGCUUUUAUGCAAACAAAGUUCCUUGGAAGUACAAUUAAUAGUUGUAAUUAUAUAGUAUUAUUACGAUUAUUAUAAAUA
Messenger RNA from Polistes canadensis, 5098 nucleotides. RefSeq lists its product as uncharacterized. The transcript has 10 exons. The coding region runs from base 521 to 4807 and encodes 1428 amino acids. The record is from RefSeq and is a predicted model, not a curated record. NCBI's taxonomy places the organism in Eukaryota, Metazoa, Arthropoda, Insecta, Hymenoptera, Vespidae. Gene Ontology annotation, biological process: spermatogenesis.